GAGAUCGGAGCGGGCAGCGCAGCCGUGCCCGCCCCGCCAGCAUGGCCACCACCGCCCCCUGCACCCGCUUCACCGACGACUACCAGCUCUACGAAGAGCUCGGCAAGGGCGCUUUCUCUGUGGUCCGAAGGUGUGUCAAGAAAACCUCCACUCAGGAGUAUGCAGCAAAAAUCAUUAACACCAAGAAGCUAUCAGCCCGAGAUCACCAGAAGUUAGAACGGGAGGCCCGAAUAUGCCGGCUCUUGAAACACCCAAACAUUGUGCGCCUCCAUGACAGUAUUUCUGAAGAAGGGUUCCACUACCUCGUCUUUGACCUCGUUACCGGCGGGGAACUGUUUGAAGACAUUGUAGCCAGAGAGUACUACAGUGAAGCCGAUGCCAGCCACUGUAUUCAUCAGAUCCUAGAGAGCGUCAACCACAUUCACCAGCAUGACAUCGUGCAUCGUGACCUCAAGCCUGAGAACCUUCUGCUGGCGAGUAAAUGCAAGGGUGCUGCUGUCAAACUAGCUGACUUUGGACUGGCCAUUGAGGUGCAGGGAGAUCAGCAGGCUUGGUUCGGCUUUGCUGGUACGCCAGGGUAUCUGUCCCCUGAAGUCUUGAGGAAAGAUCCCUAUGGAAAACCUGUGGAUAUCUGGGCCUGUGGCGUGAUCUUGUAUAUACUUCUGGUGGGAUAUCCUCCCUUCUGGGAUGAGGAUCAGCAUAAGCUGUAUCAGCAGAUCAAAGCUGGAGCCUAUGACUUUCCAUCACCAGAGUGGGACACUGUGACCCCUGAAGCCAAGAACUUAAUCAACCAGAUGCUGACAAUAAAUCCUGCCAAGCGUAUCACAGCUGACCAAGCACUGAAACACCCAUGGGUCUGUCAACGUUCUACAGUGGCCUCAAUGAUGCACCGGCAGGAAACUGUGGAAUGUUUGAGAAAAUUCAAUGCCCGGAGAAAGCUGAAGGGUGCCAUCCUCACAACAAUGUUGGUUUCCAGGAAUUUUUCAGCUGCCAAAAGCCUGUUGAACAAGAAGUCAGAUGGAGGUGUGAAGAGCAACAACAAAAACAGUCUCGUAAGCCCAGUCCAAGAGCCUGCGCCAUUGCAGACGGCCAUGGAACCCCAAACCACCGUGGUACACAAUGCAACAGACGGGAUCAAGGGCUCCACAGAAAGCUGUAACACCACCACUGAAGAUGAAGAUCUCAAAGCUGCCCAGCUCCGCACUGGGGAUCGCAGCAGCUUGGGGUCUGAUGGACGGAGCCCCCGGGACAGAACAGCCCCCUCAGCAGGCAUGCAGCCCCAGCCUUCUCUCUGCUCCUCAGCCACCGCUCGCUCCUGUGAGGAAAGGCUUAUGGCCUGGGACGGGCCAGGGCUCCCAUCAGGGUUAGCACGUGCUCAAUCCGAGCCCUCCCUCACUCUCGUGGUGCCUUUCGCUCAUAGUGGCGCUCCGUUUCGAAAACAAGAGAUAAUUAAGAUCACGGAGCAGCUGAUUGAAGCCAUCAACAAUGGGGAUUUUGAUGCCUACACGAAGAUCUGUGAUCCUGGCCUCACCUCCUUCGAGCCUGAGGCACUCGGCAACCUGGUGGAGGGGAUGGACUUCCAUAAAUUUUACUUUGAGAAUCCCCAGCCCUGCUCUGAUGCCAUCACUCAUCCAUCUCCAUAUCAGUUUCCAUCCCUGUCCCCAGUAUUCCAGCUGUGCAAAGUACUGUCUAAGAACAGCAAGCCCAUCCACACUACCAUCCUGAACCCUCACGUGCAUGUCAUUGGCGAAGACGCUGCCUGUAUCGCCUACAUACGCCUUACCCAGUACAUCGAUGGCCAGGGCCGGCCUCGGACCAGCCAGUCUGAGGAGACCAGGGUCUGGCAUCGCCGUGAUGGCAAAUGGCUCAACGUGCACUACCACUGCUCGGGGGCCCCUGCUGCCCCGCUGCAGUGAGCUCUCCCACAGCAGUGCUGUUAGGAGAUUCUCAGCCAGAGGUCAAACCUUCGCAGCCAGCGGCUCUGGAGGGCCUGAGUGACAGCGGCAGUCAUGUUCGUUUGAGGUUUAAAAACAAUUAAAAUUACAAAGCGGCAGCAACCAAUGCACGCCCCUGCAUGCAGCCCGCCUGCCCAUCGUGUCUGUCUCUGCUGUACCGAGGUGUUUUUUACAUUUAAAAAAAAAGAAAAAAGAAAAAAAGAUUGUUUAAAAAAAAAAAGGAAUCCAUACCGCUGAUCAUGUUUUAAAACCACCUGCAGCCCCCCUGGGCUGGCAAGAGGGCGCAAGUUUGAGCAGCAGGCUCGUCUACCUGGCAGUGCAUGAGCCCAGGUUUGCAACCCCCAUGGACUCUGGGGGGGCCAGGCAGGAACUCUUGACACUGACCCUGCUGGAGGCCACAAAAGCAACUUGGGCAGGGUCACCUGGAUCUCUGCAGCCCCUGAGGUGGCUUGCCCAGCCUUGGGUCCUGGGAACGGACUUCUUCAGAGUCUGCACAUGAGCCCAGGAGGAGGGCCAAAGCAGCAACAGGUCAUGAGAUGGCUAAUGCUUGGAGCUUAUUUUUCUUUUCCCUGGGGGGAAGAUGGCCUUAUCCCCAGGCAGCUACCAUUGCAAAGGCAGCACCAAAAAGCAGUGGCUCCAAGAUGGAGGGCUCGUGGGUAGGGUUUUACUGUACUGUUCCACUUAGUGUAGAUGGGAGACUUGGUGCUGCAGAAAUUUGUCCACUAGGAAGCAGGCAGAAACCUGGUGUUAGUCUGACAUAUAUGUCCCUCAUCCAUCCAUUUCUAGAGGAUGCACAACCAAGCAUGGGUCUGGGUACCAAGGCCUGGGCCCCCAGCUGGGAAGGGGUAGGGGCUGCCACCUUGUUUGUUCUAGUGUGACUUAGCCAGGAUGGAGCCCAGGGCCUGCCACUCCCCCUGUAGCCUUGGGCAUUUCUGUUUCUGUGCUGACUUCAGUCGUCUUUGUCUUGCUUUUUUUCAUGGUGAUGGCCCCAAUUCCAAACCCCAUCUGGGCCUGGGGCCCUGCGGAGCACCCUAGUGGGAAUGGGAGAAGUGGGACUGUUCAUCUUGUUUUCUCUCCAGAGUUGGCUUGUCUGACUCUUGCCUAGGUGUCCCUGUUUCAAGAGGCCUCUCUACUGACCAACAGAGGCUCAGAAUUGCUGCUGGAGUCUUGCAUGGGCCUUCACCUUCCUCUACCCUGCAUGCACCCCAAAAAAGGAGGUGCCCAGGGCCACGGCUGCCCUCAAAUCAAUUUUCCUUCCUGUUCUCAGGGGGUUCUGCUGCCACAAGGGAGGGAAGGCAGGAAGAAGGAAAGGUGCUUGAGGACAAAUUGGUCAUAUGCCAGGGUCCUCUGCACAAAUACCUACCUACCUAUACCUUUCCAGGGAAGGUGGGCAGGUCCAGAGUCCCUGGAGUGCCUUCAGAGUAUGAAGUAUAGUGAGAAGGGGCAGGAGAGGAGCUAAAAGCCCCAAAAGGACAGGUGUGAGAGCUUCAGUUGGAUUUGGUCAGAGUCAAUGGAGCACGGUGUGCAUGCCCACCCUCUGGGCCCCAGGCCCCCUUUUCUUUCCUGUAUUCUGCAUUGCCAGCACGCAGACAACUUCACAACAUGGUUUGGUUUUGCAGUCUUUUGAGACAAUGGUCUUUGAAACCCAUAGCUUGAUAUCAGCUGCUCGAGCCCCACCUCUCCUUAGCAUUCUUACUCUCCUCUCCUGGGGCUAAUGUCAGCAUCUAUAGAAUUUAGAUUAUUAAAAAAAAAAAAAAUCACCUUUUAAACAGGAAAUGGAAGGCAUUUGAUGCAGAAUUUUUGCAUGAUGACAUAGAAUAAUUUAAAAACUAGCUAGUGUUUGUUCUGAAUGUUGGUAGACCCUUCAUAGCUUUGUUACAAUGAAACCUUGAACUGAAGAUAUUUAAUAAAAUAACAUUUAAACAG
Messenger RNA from Vombatus ursinus (common wombat), 3881 nucleotides. RefSeq names its product calcium/calmodulin dependent protein kinase II gamma (gene CAMK2G). The transcript has 23 exons. NCBI's taxonomy places the organism in Eukaryota, Metazoa, Chordata, Mammalia, Diprotodontia, Vombatidae. The coding region runs from base 42 to 1916 and encodes 624 amino acids. The record is from RefSeq and is a predicted model, not a curated record. Gene Ontology annotation, biological process: protein phosphorylation. Gene Ontology annotation, cellular component: neuron projection; cytoplasm. Gene Ontology annotation, molecular function: calmodulin binding; ATP binding; calcium/calmodulin-dependent protein kinase activity.